UCUUCCCCGUUGGACAUGCCGUUUAGCGGUCAAUAUGACCGCUGAACGAUGUAAACAAAGUUUCCCCACUUCGUAUCUCUUCGUAUGACAUCGUAACCCCAUGAAAUACACAUCAUUCGAAAGCUUAUUCAUUCAGCUUUCUUUUGAUGCCCAAAUAAGGGCAUUCUCGAUAAGUUUCGGCUAACAUCGGAGAUUUUUCCGAAGAGUGUCUGAUCGCUCAGCUCAGCUCGAUCACUCGCACGUACAACGCAAUCACAGUGCAUACUGUAUGCUAAACUAUCUGCGACGACUUUGAACCUCCGGUGAAUUUGCGAUCAAAAUGUCGGAUUUCGAGAGUGAUACAAUGUCAGGCAUGGAUUCUGACGAAGAAUCAUAUCUGGAUGACCUGCUGACAGGAAAAUAUGUGGCUGAUUUGAACGAUUUGGAUGAUUUUUCAUCCGAUGAAGAGGAGCCAUCAACCUCGACUCAGCCAAGUCAGGGGCGGUCUCGUAAGCGAAAGCACGCAACGUCAAUUGCACAGAGAAAACCAGCAAAACGGAAAUCUACUGCUACGCCUACCUGCAACUGGAAGAGCUACGAUGACGUAGAUGAUGGGGUACCACCAGCCCGGCUGACCAAUUUCAAGGCGAAACGCGAUCCAGGGAUUGUACUCACCAAUAUCAGGACUCGUCAAGGUGUCUCCACGAUGACUAGGGCAAUCGAUUUUUUCCGGCUGUUUUUCUCCAUCGAGGUCUUAGGACAAUUGUGCAUGUUCACCAAUGAAUAUGCACGUCAACACAUUCAUGAAAAACCUUCGUAUGCAACAUCUUCUGGUGACUGGAAACCAGUGGGAGUAGAAGAGAUGGAACAACUUUGCGGACUGCUUAUUUACAUGGGACUUGUACCUUUACCUGAUUUAGAAUUGUAUUUUAGUACAUCUUUUCCAUAUCAUGGUACCUGGGCGCGGGCAUAUUUAACUAAGGAUAGGCUAAAAGGGAUCUUGUGUUUUCUCAAAAUUACGGACCCAAAUACUGAAGGUGAUAAGGACCCCCUACGUAAGGUAAAUUAUCUCCUGAAGCAUAUGAAAGAAACUUGUAAACAACUUUAUCAACCUGGGGAACAUAUUAGUAUAGAUGAAAGGAUGGUAAAAUCAAAGGGAAGGUUCGGUUUUAUUCAGUAUAUUAGGGACAAACCUACUAAGUGGGGGUUCAAGUUGUGGGUGCUGGCCGACUCCUCAAAUGCGUAUACAUAUGAUUUUGAUGUUUACGUUGGACGACGUACGGUAUCUAGUAAACAUGGAUUAGGUUAUGAUGUAGUAAUGGAACUAUGUAAGGAUCUUCAUCACCAAGGGUACAAGUUGUAUAUUGAUAAUUUCUACACAUCAACUCAAUUAUUGAAGGACCUAAAACGUAAGGGUAUCUUUGCGUGCGGAACCAUUAGAUGUAACCGGAAGGGUUUUCCAAAAGAAUUCAAGGACACAAUGAAACAGUGGGAGAAAGACACAGAAAGGGGUGAAAUGAGAUGGAUUAGGGAUGAAGAUGUUGUUGUAAUUCAAUGGAAGGAUAAGAAAGUAAUAAGUGUUAUGUCCAGCUACCAUCCUGGUAAUAAGAACACCCACUGUACGAGGAAUACAAGGGCAAAUGGGGAACACAAAGAAAUUAAAGUGAAACAACCAAUCGCUUUUGCAGCUUAUAACAAAUAUAUGGGGGGUGUUGACAAAUCCGAUCAGUUGAUAGGAAAUUAUAAUGUUCUACGAAAGACAAAUAAGUAUUGGAAGACCCUUUUCUAUCAUAUGGUAGAUAUAGCUGUAGUUAACUCCUAUAUUUUAUUCUGUGAGAUGAAGAAACUUCAUCCCGGUGUUUCAGGCUUUGAGCGGAAGUCCCGCUUUCUUCAGCGGCAGUUCAGGGAAGAGCUGGCAAUGCAACUGGGUGGUAUAAAGAAGGAUGAUCCAGUUCCAUUGUACAGACCUGUAACUCCUGUUGCUUCUAAAAGAAGUGGGGCUCAUGAUGCAACAUCAGCUAUGCACCUUCCCGUUGAAGAUUCCGAGGGUCGUAGGAGAACAUGUAAGGUAUGCUAUGCGUCCAAGGGUAAUAAUGCCAAUAAAUCCAAAAUGAUAUGCUCUGUCUGUAAAGUACACCUCUGCACCAAUAGAAAUUGCUUCUAUGAUUUCCACACCAACCCAAAAUAUUCCUCUUCUCUCCAAUAACUUUUCCAAACACCAAGGGCUGUUGCAGUAGGUAAGUUUAGAUUUGUCUGGUAAGUAUUAUUUUGUUGUCAGUCUGUCUUAUUUUUCUAAUAAAUGUAUGAUAUUUUAUUUGAUCUUGUCCAAGAUUUUAUUUUUAUUUACAUUAGUUAUCUGUCAUUGAUUAAUUUCUUUGUAAUCAUCCUGACAGUAAAUAGAGUGAGGAAAAAAUAGUAAAGAAGGAUAUGAUGAUAUGAGGCAGUACAUAAUGAUCAUGUAACUGCGCUUUUAUUUUCUAUUGCAGGUAUUGGUCAUAUUCAUAUUUAUGUCAUUUAAAUAUUAUUUAUAAUAUGUCUAUAUUCUAUUGUAAUAGUCUUUCUGGUUACUUACCUUAUCUAAAAGAAACUUUUGAAAAAAAAAAUCUUUUCUGACCUGUAGUUAUUGAAAUAUCAUGAAAUCUUAUGUUUUCUAUUGUUCCGAAAAUUAAUAUUCAUGAAAUUGUUUUACCUAAUUUGCAUACUACACAAUCCUCUGAUGAUUAAAAACCAAAUAUUAAGUUUAUCCUAUAACUUGACUCUUACCAUUGCAAUUUUAUUGCAAUUGUAAGUAUGAAGAGGAUUUUAAUUACAUUAAUUUUCUUUGUAUUCUGAUUUUUCAGAAAUUCAUGAAUAUUCGUAUUAUUAUCAAUAUAAUUAUUUUGAAUAAUAAUUAGCCAUAGAAAUUUAAUAUUACUUUUUGAUUUAUGAUCUCUGAUGUCAAAUUCAACAAUUUCAGAUGUUUCAUAGAUAAUGAAAAUGUAGAAGGGUGUGAAAUAUUGGUAUAAAGUUGAAUUUUAGUGUGUAAUUAUAAAUUUUUAGAUGAAUUUAUGAAUAUUAAUGAGGAUAUAUUCGCAUACCUUAACAUGUAAUUACAUUUUCACUCAUAUCAUUUUGAAGUUUGAACCUUGACCUUUCAUUUGAUAUAUGAUUUGACUAUAUUACUCAAUAAAUGGUUGAUAAAAUCACAUCUAGAAGUUCUGGUGUUGUUUUGUUAGUAUUUGUACCUGUUUUACAGCCAAUGGGUAAGGGUUAAGAC
Molecule: messenger RNA, 3235 nt
Organism: Lytechinus variegatus (green sea urchin)
Lineage: Eukaryota; Metazoa; Echinodermata; Echinoidea; Temnopleuroida; Toxopneustidae
Product: piggyBac transposable element-derived protein 4-like
Exons: 2
Coding region: 320-2185 (621 amino acids)
Source: RefSeq, a predicted model, not a curated record